This is a messenger RNA of Carlito syrichta (Philippine tarsier), 2264 nucleotides long. RefSeq names its product zinc finger protein 266-like. Bases 300 to 2069 code for a protein of 589 amino acids. NCBI's taxonomy places the organism in Eukaryota, Metazoa, Chordata, Mammalia, Primates, Tarsiidae. Gene Ontology annotation, biological process: negative regulation of transcription by RNA polymerase II. The record is from RefSeq and is a predicted model, not a curated record. Gene Ontology annotation, molecular function: DNA-binding transcription repressor activity, RNA polymerase II-specific. The transcript is spliced from 8 exons.
UCUUGAUGGUCCUCGGGCUUAAUACAGCUUUGAAAGAAACAAACUUUCGCCGUUCGAGUCACGUUGACAGUGACCUUGCGUCUUCCCGCCUCACGGACCUGGCGACUGGCGCGUCCCGAGACUGCUUUUGGUCUUCCUUGCACACUAUGGAUCCCAGUGGCCUAGGCCUGAAGAGUCAUGCUCUGGUUCACUUCUGAGGUGUUGAAGUGGGAAGGAAAUGCCAUGUUCUGAAUCAGCCCCCUGGUCUUAUUUGCAGGAACCCUGUCUGCCUUCAUGAAGAAAAGACAGCAGCAGGAAGGAUGGUGACUAACUGCCUGCCAAAUUGUUUUCAGGAUUCAGUGACCUUUGACGAUCUGGCUGUGGACUUCACUCCAGAAGAAUGGACUUUACUGGACCCAACUCAGAGAAACCUCUACAGAGAUGUGAUGCUGGAGAACUAUAAGAAUUUGGCCACAGUAGGAUGUCAGCUCUUUAAACCCAGCCUGAUCUCUUGGCUAGAACAAGAAGAGUCAAGGACAUUUCAGAGAGGUGUUGUCCAAGAAUGGAAAGUACAACUUAAAACCAAAGAAUCAGCACUUCAGCCAGAGUUUUUGAGAGAACCAGCCUCCAGUGAGAUUAAAAUGGCAGGAAGCCACAAUGGAGGGGAGCUCAAUGACUAUAAAGAGUGUGAAGAUGUCUUCAGUGAACACCCAUGCCUUAAGUCAUAUGUGAUAACUCAAAAUAGUGACAACACAUCUGAGUAUAAUCAGUAUGGAAUAGACGUUCUUACUUUGCAGAAGGAAACCUCAGCUGGAGAGAAACUUUCUGUGUUGAAUCAGUGGGGAAAAACUUUCAGACUGACUCCAGAUGUUGUUUACCAGACAACAUGCACAAAAGAGAAAUCUUUUAAGCACAGUGACUAUGGAAAAUCCUUCGUUAGUCAGUCACACCUUCAGGAAUGUAUAAGAGCUCACAAGGGAGACAGAUUCCACGAAUGGAAGGAAUGUGAGAGAGGUUUUAUACACACCACAAACCUUGCUGUGCAUAUACAAACUCACAAUUCAGAAAAACCCUACAAAUGUAAGGAAUGUGGAAAAGGCUUUAGAUAUUCUGCAUACCUCAAUAUUCAUAUGGGAACUCACACUGGAGACAACCCCUAUGAAUGUAAGGAAUGUGGGAAAGCCUUUACUAGGUCUUGUCAGCUUACUCAGCAUAGAAAAACUCACACCGGAGAGAAACCUUAUAAAUGUAGGGAUUGUGGGAAAGCUUUUACUGUUUCUUCAUGCUUAAGUCAACACAUGAAAAUUCACAUGGGAGAAAAAUCCUAUGGAUGUAAGGAACGUGAGACAGCUUUCACUAGGUCUUCUCAAUUUACUGAGCAUAUAAAAACUCACAGUACAGAGGAUCAUUUUGAAUGUAAGGUAUGUGGAAAAUAUUUUAGAAAUUCUUCAUGCCUUAGUGAUCACUUUCGAAUUCAUACUGGAAUAAAACCCUAUAAAUGUAAGGACUGUGGGAAGGCCUUCACUCAGAACUCAGAUCUUACUAAGCACAUACGAACUCACAGUGGAGAGAAGCCUUAUGAAUGUAAGGAAUGUGGGAAAGCCUUUGCUAGAUCCUCUCGCCUUAGUGAACAUAUAAGAACUCACACUGGAGAGAAACCUUUUGAAUGUGUCAAAUGUGGAAAGGCUUUUGCUAUUUCUUCAAAUCUUAGUGGACAUUUGAGAAUUCACACUGGAGAGAAGCCCUUUGAGUGCCUGGAAUGUGGGAAAGCGUUUACACAUUCCUCCAGUCUUAAUAAUCACAUGCGGACUCACAGUGCCAAAAAACCAUAUACAUGUAUGGAAUGUGGCAAAGCCUUUAAGUUUCCUACAUGUGUUAACCUUCACAUGCGAAUUCACACUGGAGAAAAACCCUAUGAAUGUAAACAAUGUGGGAAAUCCUUCAGUUAUUCCAAUUCAUUUCAGUUGCAUGAAAGAACUCACACUGGAGAAAAACCUUAUGAAUGUAAGGAGUGUGGGAAAACCUUCAGUUCUUCCAGUUCCUUUCGAAAUCAUGAAAGAAGGCAUACAGAUAAGAAAUUGUCAAUGUAAUGAGUGUGGGAAAAGCCUGAAGGUGUCCUCAUCCACUUUGAAGACAUGAACUCUUUGGAGAGAAACCCUACAAAUGUAAGGAAUGUGAAUGUAAUAUCUCAGGUCUUAAUGAACAUUUAUGAAUUCACAGUGAAGAAGACUCUAUGUCAGCAGAAAAUGUAGAAAAGCACUAAAUCCUUAAGCCUUACCUUACAC